AUGGCCUCGACCAGUGGCCUCUCGCGCCGUCGCGCCGUCCCCUCUGCCUCGUCCCCGCCAGCAUCCGGCACCUCGCACCUCUCGACCUCGCAAGGACACGCCCGCCCAGCCUCGCCCGCCGCGCUCCCGACCGCCCAGCCAGGCCACAAGAUCGCUUACGACGAGCGCGAUCUCGGUGACGUCGAGGAGGACCGCAUCAACCCGCGCCUGACCCUCAUGGAGGAGGUCCUCCUCCUCGGCCUCAAGGACAAGCAGGGCUACCUCUCGUUCUGGAACGACAACAUCUCGUACACGCUCCGCGGCUGCAUCGUCCUCGAGCUCGCGCUGCGGCACCGCAUCGCCAUGGUGCGCGACCCGGGCCGCCGCCGGUUUCCGCUCGCCGACCGCUAUAUCGAGGUCGUCGACGACCGCCUCACGGGCGAGGUCCUCCUCGACGAGGCCCUCAAGAUGAUGAAGGGCUCGGAGCGCAUGAGCGUCGGGACCUGGAUCGACCUCAUGAGCGGCGAGACGUGGAACGUCAUGAAGAUCGGGUACCAGCUCAAGCAGGUGCGGGAACGGCUCGCCAAGGGCCUCGUCGACAAGGGCGUCCUGCGCACCGAGAAGCGCAACUUUCUCCUGUUCGACAUGGCGACGCACCCGGUGUCGGACCCGGCCUUCAAGGACGACGUCCUGCGCCGCACGCUCGGCCUCUUGACGGCGCGCACGGCCGCCGUCCCGACGAGUCACCUGUACGGCGACGCCGUGCGGUACCGCACCGUGCGCGCCGUCGCCAUGGUGUGCGCCGCGUUCGCCGCCAACGUGCUCGAGAACGCGCUCGUCCACCUCGGGUACGACCAGCGCGAGAACGCGUUCGCAAAGGCCGACGAGCUCCUCGCCGACUUUAGCCAGUGGCCGUUCGGCGCGUACCGCGAGGGCGGCGACAUUGGCGGCGGCGGCGCAGGAGGAGGCGGCGGGGCAGGGGCGGGCGCAGGGGGCCGGCCACGGCCAGCAGGGAUCGCGACGGGCGGGAGCGCGGCGAGCGCAGAGAGCGCCAACCUGGCCGAGAUUAUGCGGCUCGCGCGCCUCGAGAUUGUCGGGCAGGGCAGCGGCGACGAGCCGGGCGACGCCGAGCGGCAGACGAUGCGCGAGCUGCACCUCGAGGUCGUCGCUGCGUGCAUCGAGGUGUUCAGGAGGAUGGACUCGCUCCUCUAGACUCGCCUCUCUAUCGUCGCCUCGUCGGCGCCGCCUCUUUAUACCGCGCAGCGUCGUCGCCGUCCUCCUCCUCGUGCGCCCGGACCUCGCCCUCUCCCUCCUCGGCCUGCGCCCUUCCCUCUCGCCUUUCCCCUCCCCCCUCUUUCGUCACCGUGUCCUGCAGCAGUGUUCAGUAGUUCCCUCCCUGUCCUCCCCCCUCGCCCCUUGCGACGCGGCGGGCCACCUUUUUGCAUCCUG
This is a messenger RNA of Rhodotorula graminis WP1, 1428 nucleotides long. RefSeq lists its product as uncharacterized. The transcript has 4 exons. Gene Ontology annotation, cellular component: trans-Golgi network; cytosol; Golgi cisterna. The coding region runs from base 1 to 1191 and encodes 396 amino acids. Gene Ontology annotation, biological process: Golgi organization; retrograde vesicle-mediated transport, Golgi to endoplasmic reticulum; Golgi to plasma membrane protein transport. The record is from RefSeq and is a predicted model, not a curated record. Gene Ontology annotation, molecular function: phosphatidylinositol-4-phosphate binding. NCBI's taxonomy places the organism in Eukaryota, Fungi, Basidiomycota, Microbotryomycetes, Sporidiobolales, Sporidiobolaceae.